Capsicum annuum is the source of this 513-nucleotide messenger RNA. RefSeq lists its product as uncharacterized. Lineage: Eukaryota; Viridiplantae; Streptophyta; Magnoliopsida; Solanales; Solanaceae. The transcript has 2 exons. Bases 1 to 513 code for a protein of 170 amino acids. The record is from RefSeq and is a predicted model, not a curated record.
AUGCGCUUUGUUUACGGUAAAUCUUGCCAUUUUCCUGUUGAGCUUGAGCAUCAAGCUUAUUGGGCUACCAAAAAGUUGAAUCUUAAGAUGAAAGCUACAGGGGAAAAGAGAUUGUUGCAGCUUGUUGAACUUGAUGAAUUUUGUCUCCGUGAUUAUGAGAAUGCAAAUUUGUACAAGGUGAAAACCAAGAGAUGGCAUGCUAGAAAAAUUCAAGAUAGAGUGUUUGAACUCAGACAACUUGUUUUGCUAUUUAAUUCAAGGUCAAAGUUGUUUUGGGGAAAAUUGCGGUCUAAGUGGUCUGGACCUUUUGAAGUAGUACAAAUGACACAUCAUGGAGCGGUUGAAUUGUGGAACAAAGAGAAAACUGAAAAGUUUCUAGUGAAUAGACAAUUUAUGAAGCAUUAUUGGGCUAAUCAUAAAGACAAGCACAACGUGUCCAUCACUUUUACUGAUGAGAAUGAGAAACGUCAUCGAGAUAGAGAAGAUGAGAAGAAGGUGAACAUCGACCUUUGA